CACACAGCAACGUAACACUUGCAAACACAUCUACUUGAGAAACAGCAAAUCCAGCUCUUAAAAGAUUUCUUCAGAAGCGCUAAUGGCCUCCUCUUACUACUUCCUUCUUCUCGCUGCUGUUCUUGCGUUGGCCUCAUGGCAGGCCAUCGCUUCAGAUCCUAGUCCUCUCCAAGACUUCUGUGUGGCAGACAACAGUUCACGUGUUCUUGUCAAUGGAUUUGUUUGCAAAGACCCAAAGGAUGUGAAAGCAGAUGACUUCUUCCUGGCAGCAAAACUUGACAUGCCAAGGGACACAAAAACAAACAAGGUUGGGUCCAAUGUCACAUUGAUCAAUGUUAUGAGGAUUCCUGGCCUCAACACACUUGGUAUCUCCCUGGCGCGCAUCGACUAUGCAUCCUUGGGCGAGAACCCGCCACACACUCACCCUCAUGCCACCGAGAUUCUCACCGUGCUAGAAGGGACACUUUAUGUUGGCUUUGUGACGUCAAACCCAGAAAACAAGUUUUUAUCCAAGGUGCUCAACAGGGGUGAUGUGUUUGUUUUCCCGGAAGGACUCAUUCACUUUCAGUUCAACCCCAACCCCCACAAACCGGCAGUUGCAAUUGCUGCACUUAGCAGCCAGAACCCUGGUGCCAUCACCAUUGCCAAUGCUGUGUUUGGGUCAAAGCCGACAAUCUCUGAUGAUGUUCUCGCCAAGGCCUUUCAGGUGGACAAGAAGACUGUGGACUGGCUCCAAGCUCAGUUCUGGACUGACAACCAAAAUUAACUAAUUGUAUUUUGUAACAUUAGUUUGUUUUUUUAUAUGUGAGUACUCAUGUAUUGAUUUGUUUGAAAUGAUGAAUGAACUAUUGGUUUAAUA
This is a messenger RNA of Brachypodium distachyon (stiff brome), 859 nucleotides long. Its product is annotated as germin-like protein 8-11. The transcript has 2 exons. Gene Ontology annotation, cellular component: cell wall. The record is from RefSeq and is a predicted model, not a curated record. Gene Ontology annotation, molecular function: manganese ion binding. Bases 83 to 766 code for a protein of 227 amino acids. NCBI's taxonomy places the organism in Eukaryota, Viridiplantae, Streptophyta, Magnoliopsida, Poales, Poaceae.